This is a messenger RNA of Nematolebias whitei (Rio pearlfish), 3659 nucleotides long. It is a transcript of the gene kdsr, whose product is annotated as 3-ketodihydrosphingosine reductase. Lineage: Eukaryota; Metazoa; Chordata; Actinopteri; Cyprinodontiformes; Rivulidae. The transcript is spliced from 10 exons. The coding region runs from base 267 to 1346 and encodes 359 amino acids. Gene Ontology annotation, molecular function: 3-dehydrosphinganine reductase activity. Gene Ontology annotation, cellular component: endoplasmic reticulum membrane. The record is from RefSeq and is a predicted model, not a curated record. Gene Ontology annotation, biological process: sphingolipid biosynthetic process.
CCGUUUACAGUAGUCCGCUCAGUUUGUUUUAGUUUCUACAGACGCCGCUUUGUCACGAGGCGCCAAAAGUCCAGCUCGGAACGAUAACCCGACCGUUGUACGCCUUUGACUAACUGCCAAAACCUGCAGCAACUCCUCCUGUGAGGCUUGCGUUCCUCCGCGCCCCCCACCGGGGCCGUCCGUUCGCCUACCUCGCUCCUAUCUCUAGAUAUCGGACUCGAGAUACUGGCCUGCUAGUUGUUAGCAGCAAGCUAAAGGCUUCCCCCAUGUCCUCUGAAGAAGGGUUCAGCUCAACGAUAACAGACUGGCUUUUCGUCAACUCCUGGUGGCUCCUUCUGCCGUUCAUCAUGCUUCUUGUGGUCGCUGCCCUCGUCGUUGCCUUCGUGUUGUUGCUCUACAUGAUAUCGCCCCUCAUCAGUCCGAAGCCUCUGAAACUAAACGGGGCCCACGUCGUGGUAACUGGGGGCUCCAGCGGCAUCGGGAAAUGCAUUGCGAUCGAGUGCUACAGACAAGGAGCGUUCAUUACUCUGGUGGCGCGAGACGAGGAGAAGUUACUCAGAGCGAAGAAAGAUGUGGAGAAAUUUGCCAUCAAUGACAAACAGGUGGUGCUCUGUGUGUCUGUGGAUGUUUCCAGUGACUACACUCAGGUGGAAAAUGUGAUAAAGCAGGCUCAAGAGAAGCUUGGGCCUGUUGAUAUGCUUGUUAACUGCGCUGGAACGGCCAUUUCUGGAAAGUUUGAGGAAGUGGAAGUGGAGCGUUUUAAAGAAAUGAUAGAGGUGAACUACCUGGGCAGUGUUUAUCCCACGCGUGCCGUCAUCACCACCAUGAAGGAGCGAAGAAUGGGCCGCAUCAUGUUCGUGUCCUCCCAGGCGGGUCAGCUCGGCCUGUUCGGAUACACUGCCUACUCCCCGUCCAAGUUCGCUCUGCGAGGCUUGGCAGAAGCGCUGCAGAUGGAGAUAAAGCCGUAUAAUAUCUAUGUAACGAUGGCGUUUCCUCCUGACACCGAUACCCCGCUCUUCGCUGAAGAGAACAAGUCAAAGCCUUUAGAGACCAAAUUAAUCUGUGAAACCUCUGGAGUUUGGCAACCAGACCAAGUGGCCAAAAUCGUUGUCAAGGAUGCAGUGCAAGGGAACUUCAACAGCUCGGUCGGUCCUGAUGGUUACAUGCUAUCAGCCCUCACCUGUGGAAUGUCACCGGUCACUUCCAUCACUGAAGGUCUCCAGCAGAUUGUCACCAUGGGGUUGUUUCGGACCAUCGCCCUCUUCUACUUGGGGAGCUUUGACAGCAUUGUGCGCCGCUGCAUGAUUCAGAGGGAACAGUCCAAAGCAGCUGACAAGAGAGAGUAAUAGCAGCCUUAAAGUCCUAAAGGUUCCUCCUCCACAGCCUCCUUAUCCAGUCCUCAGUCAUAUAAAUGCUCAACCAUAGGGGGGAGCAAAAGGUCAAGUCAUGAGCUUGAAAUCCACUUCAGAGAUCAGCUUGGAAAAGUAGCAUAUUAGCUUUUCUAUUGACACAAACGCUCAUUUAAAUUUUCUGUGUUCUGAGCGCAUUUAAAGAACUUUGGUUCUAUGUGAGUUCCUACUUCAGUGUGAGAGCUGCCUUAUUCGAGGGGAAUGAGGGCAGACUAAACAACCCCCAGUUUUGUAAUAGGUGUGUCUUUUUGAACCACUUGUACCAGACAUAACUCGAAAUUCAUUACCACCAGGAGCUAUAGAGGGGAAACGGGAGGUAGCGCUUACUUUUAGUCAUCUUGUUGCACGUAUUUCAAAACAAUCCACUUUUUACAAAGGAGUUUUACAGUAUUCACUAAAUGAUCUGUUAGCGUGUUUGUACCACGAGUCUUUGCAGGCAAAGCACUUCUCACGCUGACUGAAUAGCUUCUGUUUGAAACAGGUUGUGACCCUCUGUGUUUACUUUCUGCUGUGGAACGUUCGAAUUGCGUCUGAACUAAGCUGUGAAGUGAUGCAACCACAUUCUUUCUAAUCAGAGUGAGCGGUUGUUGUGUUUAUAUAUAAUUUCCACCUAAUGAUAACCAUACUCAUCCAUUUUACAUGCAAUGUUGGGGAGAAAGAAUUGUGUAUGUGAAUGUGUUUGUUUCUACUGUGACUGAGCCGACCUGCAAGGGACAGAAAAGCCAUUUGAUUUGUUUCGAUUACAACAACACUAAAUUAUAAUUCAGUUGUUCUGCUGGUCGUUCCAGGCAGAAGGCAGGCACUUUGAGUCGAAGUCACAUGGUUGAGAGAAAAACCAGCACAGGAUUUCACAUUUCACCCCGCGUUCGAUCGUUCUUAUCGCCGUUAAAGGGCGUCAACGCUCGCAUUCAGCCACACCAGAUAAGUUCCUGUCAGGAUUGUGUCAGGAGGCUUGCUGGUUCGAGCCUCGUCUCUUUAGGUCUACAUGUUUUAAGUAAAGGUCCAAAUAUUUUCAGACGUUCCCAAAAAAAAAAAACAUCUGUCCAGCCUUGAAAAGUCACAUUUAUCAGAUGACUCUUUUGCAUUUUUUGGGACAGAAGAAGUACAUUUUUGAUUUCUACACGUUUUUCCCUUCAUUCCAUUUUCCAAGAAUGUACUUAAAUGCCAAACAUGCAGAUCAGGACAGGAUUAAUAUCAGAUACAUUACCGGCUGAAUGCCAAAAUGUGUUCAAACUAUCUGUAGAUGCGAUGCAGUUAUUUGGUUUUCUUUGUUAGCGUCGCUGCUCUGUUGAGCAACGUUAAAGCCGUAACAGCUGAUAAAUUUAACGCUUUGAGAAUGAAGCUGUUGAUAGAUCGGUGUGACUUUAACCACACGUUAAUGACUUCUCCCAAGUUUUUUUUGUGUAUUAGUCUGUUUUUACAACAAAAAAAACCCCACUUUAUUUAAUCUAAGAUAUGAAAGUGAGAAUGUUUGAUUCAUGUCUGAUGACGUUCUCAUUUGAUUUUAGUUAAAGGUAGCGGAGAGCUUUUUGUUAUUGUACAUUUAGAUAUUUUCUUCUUCCAUCCUGAAGUAGCAUCUUUUAGUUUAAAGAAUAUGUAGCUGAUUAAAACGAGUUUUGUUCGAACACCGUUAGGCUAUGCAACAUGAAGCUUGUGUUUGAACAUGCAGUCAAAACUGAAGCUAGUUUGCUCCUGUUUAAUAGUUACCUGUGCUCAAUUAAUUUAAAGGUACUCAUUGCAAAGUCACGACCAGUCAAAGUAUAAAGUAAUAAAAUCUGUACAUUAUAUUUUUCAUAUUGCUGGUUUGUCCUUAAACCUGUGAUUUACACCUUGUUCUUAUUUCUUUGGCGUUUAGUUCUACAUAAGAACUUUUUGGACUCUGCUUGUCCGAUCCGCCAUAUUUGUUGACGUACACAGACCACAGCCAAGCUACUGUAGGUCAGUCACGUGAUUUUGUUUUUUUUACUGCGAGUGCGUACCUGCAUUUCAGAGGUGCAUGGAAACCUACUGGAGUAAACUCAAACUGCACCGUUUGACAGUUCUGGAUAACCCUUUUUACGUCUGAUGUCAUACUUUGCAGUGGUACCUUUAGGAAAUUGAACAUGAAAAGUCAUGUGAUUGAUUUCAUUGAGUUUCGUAAUUUUAGCGCCAAAACAUUAACACCUUCACCUUGUGUGCCAUCGAAAGAACAUGUGAGAAGUGGAACGUUUGUUUUAUUUUCUUACAUGAUAAAAUAAACACCUGAAAAAA